GCUGAGCCCCGAACCUGAGGCCGCCGGAAUUCCCUCCUGUUCUCGUCCAGAGUGGCGCCCCCACCUCCCCGGAACCCGCGGGUCGGCCCUUGCGGUUCCGGGCGGAAUGACUCGGCGGUGCACGCUGAUAUGGCUGCGCUGGUAGUGAGGGGUGUGCCGGGCGUGCUGAAGCGUGCGCACUUCGCGACCAUCCCGCGGAGACAUCGACAUAAGAAGAAAUGGGCUGCCACAGAGCCCAAAUUUCCUGCCACUCAACUGGCUCUGCAGAAUUUUGACAUGACCUACAGUGUGCAAUUUGGUGAUCUUUGGCCAUCCAUCCGGGUCAGUCUCCUUUCAGAGCAGAAGUAUGGUGCACUGGUCAAUAACUUUGCUGCCUGGGAUCAUGUGAGUGGAAAGCUGGAGAAGCUGAGUGCCAGGGACUUUGUGAAUGACUCCAUCUCCUAUGGGGAACUGGAGCCUGAGAGUGGCCAAACUGCAACUCCAUCCCUAGCCUCUGGGACCUGCAGCCCGAACCUUCGAUGCUUCACUUUCACCAGAGGGGAUGUCAGCCGGUUCCCCCCUGCCAGGCUUGGCAGCCUGGGUGUCAUGGACUACUACCUGAUGGAUGCUGCUUCCUUGCUGCCUGUCUUGGCCCUUGGCCUGCAGUCUGGUGACACUGUGCUUGACUUAUGUGCGGCCCCUGGGGGAAAGACACUAGCACUGCUUCAGACUGGCUGUUGCCGCAAUCUCGCUGCCAAUGAUCUGUCCACUUCUCGAACAGUCAGACUACAGAAGGUUCUUCACAGCUAUGUGCCUCAAGAUAUCAGGGAUAGGAAUCGAGUUCGAGUCACCUCAUGGGAUGGCAGGAAGUGGGGAGAACUGGAGGGGGACACCUAUGACCGGGUGCUGGUGGAUGUGCCCUGUACCACAGACCGCCACUCCCUUCAUGAGGAGGAGAACAACAUCUUUCAGCGGUCGAGGAAGAAGGAGCGGCAGAUGUUGCCUAUGCUUCAAAUGCAGCUGCUCGCGGCUGGACUCCUUGCCACCAAACCAGGAGGCCACGUUGUCUAUUCCACCUGCUCACUCUCACAUUUACAGAACGAGUAUGUGGUGCAAGGCACCAUCGAGUUCCUGGCCAAUCAAUACAGCAUCAAGGUUCAGGUGGAAGACCUGAGUCACUUCCGAAAGCUUUUCAUGGACACAUUUUCUUUCUUCCCAUCCUGCCAGGUUGGGGAACUGGUAAUCCCAAACCUCUUGGCCAAUUUUGGGCCUAUGUACUUUUGCAAAAUGUGUAGGCUGACAUAGCAUCACCUGGUUCCCGAAGUCCUGGGGUAGGAAGGUAAAGGGUAUACUUCCAUAGAGGCACCAGAAACCAAGACCAGUGGCAAAGAUGCACUCUGGGUCCUAUCUCCAUCAUGUUCAAGUCUUUGUGUAGACAAUUCUCAGCAUUAGAAAGUAGGAGUUUUUCUGUCCUGCUGUCCAAUUAUGGAGCAUCAGCAGGUUUCUCACUCACUUAUUGUACCCCCUUCCCCCAUUUCUAAGCCUGUGCUAAAGGUUCCUGCCCGAUUAGGGGCUUAGGAGGAAGAGGAGCCAGUGAGCAGGCCCACACUUUAAGCUGUAAACUUGGGGAGAAGCAUUUAGCCAAUAAAAUUAUUGAAGUUCCAUAGAGCUGGGGCUGUAGUUGGGGCCUCAUGUCAGUUCAAGUACUGUUAGUUCCAUUUGUACCAGCUGCUGCUACUGAGCACUAGCUCCUAGGGGUCCAAAGCCCAGGAACUCAGCCUGGUUACAGACCUCUGGUUACAGAGCACCUCUCCCAUUUGAAGUGAGUUCUGUGUGAUCAGUCUUCAGCAGCCAAUGGGCCCAAACAAGCCUCCCUAAUUUCUUCAGAUGGCCCAUGAUCUAAUUUAAGGAACAAGCAACUAAAAACGUUAAGCCAAUGCAUGAUAAUCUGCUUACUUAUACCGAGAAAGCUCUCCCGAGCUGCACAAUGGAAGCCACUCCUCCUGCUGUCCACAGCACUGCUGCCCAAGGUGGCUGGGGAAGCUGCUUCUGCCACAGGGCUGUGCUCCUCUUCUGUGUGUUUCUCCCAUUGUUCAUCAUCUAGCAAGUGUUCCUUGAGCUCCUGUGUGACACCUCAGCCAGGGAGCUGUUGGAGGUGUAGCAGUUGGGACUGUGGGAGGUGAGACCCCCUCAUCCUUCUUCAUGCAGCUCUCCUUUUGCUUUCUGAGCACCUCAGCAGCUCCUAGUAUCUUCUGUUAUGCUUUUGGUUUUGUUUUUCUUGUUCCUGGUCUGUGGCCAAGCUCUGGUUUCCAUUGUUCGGCCCACCCCCAAAUCCCUGAGCUCUUCCCCAGUGUCACAGGGCCUCAUCUUCCAGAGUGUAUGAAGUUUGGGUCGAUAUUACAUCACUGCUGACUGCA
Prionailurus viverrinus (fishing cat) is the source of this 2396-nucleotide messenger RNA. It is a transcript of the gene NSUN4, whose product is annotated as NOP2/Sun RNA methyltransferase 4. Bases 130 to 1284 code for a protein of 384 amino acids. The transcript is spliced from 6 exons. NCBI's taxonomy places the organism in Eukaryota, Metazoa, Chordata, Mammalia, Carnivora, Felidae. Gene Ontology annotation, molecular function: methyltransferase activity. The record is from RefSeq and is a predicted model, not a curated record. Gene Ontology annotation, cellular component: mitochondrial large ribosomal subunit. Gene Ontology annotation, biological process: rRNA methylation.